Ipomoea triloba (trilobed morning glory) is the source of this 678-nucleotide messenger RNA. RefSeq names its product chaperonin-like RBCX protein 1, chloroplastic. NCBI's taxonomy places the organism in Eukaryota, Viridiplantae, Streptophyta, Magnoliopsida, Solanales, Convolvulaceae. The transcript has 6 exons. Gene Ontology annotation, biological process: ribulose bisphosphate carboxylase complex assembly. The record is from RefSeq and is a predicted model, not a curated record. Bases 31 to 531 code for a protein of 166 amino acids. Gene Ontology annotation, molecular function: protein folding chaperone.
UAUCAGUUUUAUUAAACACAUAUUUUUCCAAUGGACUUCUCUACUGUCCUCCCCUUUUCCCGGCCAUCUUUUUCCACGUCAGCAACCCAAGCUCAACCGUUUAAGCCAUGGAAUCACAGAACUUCACUGCCCACACGAUCUCUGUGUCACAAGAUGUAUGUCCCCGGAUAUGGAGUAUCACCUGAAAAGAGAGCAGCAAAUCACCUUCACGAUUUCUUCAAUUUCAUUGCUGUUAAAAUCGUGGUCGCGCAGCUUCAGAGGUACAACCGUGAGGCAUACCAGGAGCUGAUGGAGUUUCUGGAGAGAAACUCUUUGAAUGAUGGGGACAAGUUCUGUGAAAAGCUGAUGCGAGAAUCACCACGACACAAAAAAUUAGCUUUACGCAUAAUGGAGGUUCGAUCAGCAUACUGUAAGGAUGAUUUUGAAUGGGAACACUUGUCGAGCCUAUCCUCUAAGAUGAUGAAUGAAUAUAAUACAAGACUUAUGAGGGACUAUGUAUUGGAAACUAGCUGCUUGGAGCAAGGAAAGUGAGUCAGAAUUCAGAAAGUUAUGUGGCUCUGUAUUUGUGUUUUACUGUGAUAUAAUUACUGAUAGGAAGGAAAGAUACAUGUUUUUCUGUUACAACAAUACAACACUGCUAUAAAUAAGAUGGCCAUAGGAUCUUACAUUCAUUUUUGA